CGUGAGGUGUCUGGAGUGUUCUGUGUGCAGAACCUCUCUGCGUCAGCACAGCAGCUGCUACAUCAAAAAUAAGGAAAUCUUCUGUAAGAUGGAUUAUUUCAGGUUUGGUACUAAGUGUGCGCGCUGUGGCCGGCAGAUCUACGCCAGUGACUGGGUGCGGCGCGCCCGUGGAAACGCCUACCACCUGGCCUGCUUCGCCUGCUUCUCCUGUAAACGUCAGCUCUCCACCGGAGAGGAGUUCGGCCUGGUGGAGGAGAAGGUGCUCUGCAGGAUCCACUACGACACCAUGGUGGAAAACCUCAAACGGGCAGCUGAGAGUGGAAGUGGUCUGACGCUGGAAGGGGCAGUGCCAUCAGAGCAGGACAGUCAGCCCAAACCGGCCAAACGGGCUCGGACCUCCUUCACUGCCGAACAGCUGCAGGUAAUGCAGGCUCAGUUUGCGCAGGACAAUAACCCUGAUGCACAGACGCUGCAAAAGCUGGCGGACAUGACGGGACUGAGCAGACGAGUCAUACAGGUUUGGUUUCAGAACUGCCGAGCGAGACACAAAAAGCACACUCCCCAGCACAACGGGCCUCCACAGGGUCACCCGCAGGCACGUAUGCCCCCCUCACUGCCUGACGAGCUGCAUUACUCGCCCUUCGGUAGCCCGGAGAGAGCACGCAUGGUGGCCCUGCACGGCUACAUCGACAGUCAUCCGUUUUCAGUGCUGACCACACAGAGUCUCCCCCAUCAGGCCAUGUCCCUGCCCCAGCUGCCCCUCAGCCGCUAACACCCCAACCACCGAGACCCCCAAUCCCUCGAUCCUGACCUCCACACUUCCUGCCCGCUUCUACUCCUCCGCGGCCCCCCUGGGGGUCAUGAAGCUCUCGGCUGAAGGACAGGGUCACGGUCCCUCGUGCUCUUGACCUCUGACAUCCCAAGGAGAGGGAACGCUUCCUCUGGCCUUUUUGUCGGGACAGGAUUUCCCUCACCUGCGGGCAGUGGAGCUGCACACCUGUGAGCGGUUACAGGAGGCCUGAGUGGUCACCUGUCAAACUGACUGGACAUUGUGUUGAGACUAGGAGACUAGGAUUUGGACCUUCGAUGUGACCCGGUCCCUAAUCACACACUGAACGACAUUAUGAGAAAUGGCUUAGCUCAACUGCUCUCAUUGCGACUGACUCUCUCUCUCUCUCAAACACGUUUUGGGGAACGUUUGUUGCUGUGGGACUGCAGUAUGGCCUGCAUCACUGCUCAAAUGACAUAUUUAUAAUGUUGGGAAAGCUGUGGAAGAGGAAAAUGAGGCCUAGGACCAGUUGGUAAGAAAAGUUUUUAUCUUGCUGCACUGCAAAUAAGGAAUGCAUCGAACUGACUUGACUGAAAUGUUUACAUCAUUUCCAUAUGAAUAAAAUGAAACACAGUUAAUGCCAGAAGUAAAUAAACUACACUCUCAAAAAUAAAGGUUCCUAAGUGGUUCUUGGCUUGGACGUACGGUUCUAUGAAUGCCUAUAAACAUUCGUAAGACAUUACAAACAAGACUAUAAACAAUAAAAACGCAUUACACUUUAAAACUAUGUUUAUUACACAUGGCUAAGCAUGUGUUUAUGAUAGGCUGGUUUGGUAAUACCCUGUGCACGUUUGCUUGGCACUGUCAGUAUAACACUACUCAUAAAGAAUUAUGUUUACAAUUCAUAACAACAAUAAACAUGGGUAUAAAAUGUCAUGCAUUUUUGUUAAUAUUUAUAGCCAUUUUUCUAAUGUGUCUUAUGGGUCAAUUAUAAUGUGUCAUUAAUAGUUUAUUAAAGACACAGCAUUCUUAGAAAGUCUUUUAAAAAUGAUAUAGAAAAGUAACAUUAUGAAGAGGUUCUUUAAGCUUUAAAAAGGUUCUCCACGCUUGCACACUAAAAGGUUCUUUAGGGAACUGAAAGCAGUUAUUUUAGGCACCUUUACUAUUGACAGUGUAAAAGACAAAACUGCGCUUAUUUUAUUAUUUUUUAUUCAUGUGGAAAUGAUGUGCAGAUUUAAAUCAAGUAAAUUGAAUGCUCUCCAUUUUCUCCUUCAGCGCGUAUUUAACAAGCACCGUGCUGGGUCUGUGUAUUUUACUCAAGCGUUUAUAUGGAUCUAAAGCACAGAUCUUAGUGUGCUGUGAAUGGAGUGUCCAUCUCUCUCUUCAUCUGCCCAUCUGUCUGUCUGUGGGUAAAGCAUGCAGUCCAGCUGUAGGGUUUAUCAGUAAAGGCCCAGUCUCAUCACCCACUAGCAUCUGCACUCUCUCAGGCGUAUUAAAAAAAAAAAAACGCCUGAUCACUAUAUAAUGUCCAGCCCAGAGAUGGAGUUUCGGCUGAAUAGCCAGACAAAAUUAAAAUGUGGCAUUUUUAAACCCCUUAAACUCGUGUCAUAGUAGUUACAGAAUAAUAUGUUAUGUGGUUGUGGUCAUGGUUCGAUUUAAGAAGGGGAUGGAAGAGGAUGCAAUCCCCUAUUAAAAAAAAGACUAAAAUCGCCCCCCUGCCAUCCUCGCUUCCAUCCAUUUUGGAUUAAUAUAGCGCUGUUGUCGGAAGAAAACCUUGUAUCUCCAUUUUUGACAUUUUUCAGUUUUUACAAAAUUUGAAAA
Colossoma macropomum (tambaqui) is the source of this 2590-nucleotide messenger RNA. It is a transcript of the gene lhx6, whose product is annotated as LIM homeobox 6. Bases 89 to 772 code for a protein of 227 amino acids. The record is from RefSeq and is a predicted model, not a curated record. The transcript has 6 exons. NCBI's taxonomy places the organism in Eukaryota, Metazoa, Chordata, Actinopteri, Characiformes, Serrasalmidae. Gene Ontology annotation, cellular component: nucleus. Gene Ontology annotation, biological process: neuron differentiation; regulation of transcription by RNA polymerase II; forebrain neuron development. Gene Ontology annotation, molecular function: RNA polymerase II transcription regulatory region sequence-specific DNA binding; DNA-binding transcription factor activity, RNA polymerase II-specific.